AUGUAUCCUGGCCAGUUGCCCGGUCUCAAGCGUGAGGAGUCUGUGAGACUCCAUGUCAACGAAAGACGACUACCGACUCCUGUCAAUCACUUGAACACUCUUCGACCUCAACCUCCGGGCCCUCCCAGUGCUCGGGCUUUGCCCUUCACGAUGUAUCGCUCAGAAGUUUCGUCGGGGAGAUUAUCACUAUCAGCCACUCACGGUUAUUUGGACUAUAUCCAGUCUCCGGUCUCUGAGCCCUCCACUUCAUGGGCUCUUCCCACGGGAGUUCAACGCCUGCUGGGCUCUACUGGGUCGAUGUCGAUGUCUGUAUCUGUAUCUGCACCUCAUCACAGCUUGAACUCCAGUCAGCCUUUUGUUUCGGGGUCAUCUGCUUUGUGGGCUACCGUGGUACCCUUCACCCAUGGUUCUGCCGCCCCGGUUCCUCAACCAACGCAGGGUAAUCACUCGCACUCUGCUCAGCCUUUGGGCUGGGGGGUUUCUGCAUCGCGGGCCUCAGACGUUUCCCACUCGCAGGGCUCUUCAGUGCCUAUACCUCAACGCGUAUUUGACUAUUACCAUCACACUUUUCCACAACGCAGCCUCAUGUCCCAGGCCCGGCGAGCUGUCAAACGAAAAGCGCAGAAGCUCUCUUCCCCGGCAAACAUCUCUCAUUUUCAAAACACGUUUCGAAGCUCUUCUAUCGCAAGUGGUUAUGCCUCGAGCCUUCACGACGGUGGUUCGGAUGAACACUCCUCAUCACUCGUUGGCCGAACAACUUCCGACACAGCAACCUUCACCACGGGCUCACCAUCUCCGGAGGGAGAGCUGAAAAUCAUCAUGGAAGACCCUCAGAACGGACACCUACACCGUGAAAAGAGAAUCCGGACUCAAGAGGAGCUUGACGACCAGAAAGAAGGCAUGCGAGUCUUGAAGGACAACGGCGGAGCCUGUCAGGCAUGCUACAAGAGUAAGAAACGAUGUGGACCCGGUGAUCCUUGUCCCCCUUGUGCUGCACGCAAUCGCGAGUGCAUUAGAUCCGAUCGAAACGAUGGUGAGACUGUGUCUGCUGGUGGCCAGCCUACAUCCGCGUCCGCUCCCGCGCAACCUCUAUCUACAUCUUCACAAUUUGUCUCGACGUCUUCUCAAUCUUCCUCUUCACAUACUGAACCUAGCUCUCUGAUCGAUCGUCCCAGUCGUCCCGAGGACAUACCGACGGAGAUGACCUCGAAUGAAGACCCACCGGCCUUGGGCUGCGACCUGCUUGAGGAUUACUUGGACCCAUUCUUAAUUGAUCCCUGGCAGGAUGGUAUGAAUUGUAUCGACAGCGCCUACGACAAUGUCAGCUAUCAUUGGGUUGGCACAGGUGCCAAUGGCCAUCUCACAAUUUAG
Penicillium subrubescens is the source of this 1371-nucleotide messenger RNA. RefSeq lists its product as uncharacterized. Gene Ontology annotation, molecular function: DNA-binding transcription factor activity, RNA polymerase II-specific; zinc ion binding. NCBI's taxonomy places the organism in Eukaryota, Fungi, Ascomycota, Eurotiomycetes, Eurotiales, Aspergillaceae. The record is from RefSeq and is a predicted model, not a curated record. The coding region runs from base 1 to 1371 and encodes 456 amino acids. The transcript has 2 exons. Gene Ontology annotation, biological process: regulation of DNA-templated transcription.